This is a messenger RNA of Raphanus sativus (radish), 1478 nucleotides long. RefSeq names its product palmitoyl-monogalactosyldiacylglycerol delta-7 desaturase, chloroplastic. Gene Ontology annotation, biological process: lipid metabolic process. Gene Ontology annotation, molecular function: oxidoreductase activity, acting on paired donors, with oxidation of a pair of donors resulting in the reduction of molecular oxygen to two molecules of water. Lineage: Eukaryota; Viridiplantae; Streptophyta; Magnoliopsida; Brassicales; Brassicaceae. The transcript is spliced from 5 exons. Gene Ontology annotation, cellular component: endoplasmic reticulum membrane. The coding region runs from base 176 to 1300 and encodes 374 amino acids. The record is from RefSeq and is a predicted model, not a curated record.
UAGCCACAAAGAUGAGAUGUUUGGACACGUCUCUAUCACUCCAACAACACAACAACUUGUGAGCAUACAAAAAGACCGACCCUGAUUCAUACACGAACACACAUAUAUAUAUAUAUUGAUACUAUAAAUGUAUAUGUAGGGUUUAACUCUCUCCUUCUCCUUCUCGGCGACAACAAUGGCGUCUCUUCUGACCUCUCCCAUAACAAAGCCCAAACCUUUCUUCCUCUCCUCGCCUCCACGACCACUAACCGCACCGCCGUCGUUGAAUCUCGCCGGGAUCUCACUCACCCACAACCAAAAGCUCGCUCCUUUCAGGCUCCCCAGCCUCCUCGUCUCCUCCGCACUCAAGAGAGAUGUCGCCGCCGCAGCUGCUGCUUCAGCGGCGGAGUCUGAGGGAGAUUACAGAAGGAUAAUGCUUUCGGAUGUGAUGGUGAAGAAGAAGAAGGACAAGGCGGUUUGGUGGGAGAGAGAGUGGACUUCGAUGGAUUUCGGAGCUGUUGCUGUGGUUGUCUCCAUGCAUUUGCUUAGCUUGUUGGCUCCGUUUCAGUUUAACUGGAGAGCUGUCUCGGUUGCUUUUGUGCUUUAUAUCGUGACGGGUCUUCUGGGGAUUACUCUGUCUUUUCAUAGGAAUCUUACUCAUAGAAGCUUCAAGCUUCCUAAGUGGCUUGAGUACUUGUUUGCUUAUUGUGGAGCUCAGGCUCUUCAGGGGCACCCUAUUGAUUGGGUGAGUACGCAUAGGUACCAUCAUCAGUUUUGUGAUUCAGACAAAGAUCCUCAUAGCCCGCUUGAAGGGUUUUGGUUUAGUCACAUGAAUUGGAUGUUUGAUACCAAUACUAUCACGCAAAGGGUUGGAGAGCCUAAUAAUGUUGGGGACUUGGAGAAGCAGCCUUUCUAUCAGUUCCUUAAAAACACCUACAUUUGGCAUCCGGUGGCUCUGGCGGUUGCUCUUUACGCAAUGGGUGGCUUCCCCUUCAUCGUUUGGGGAAUGGGUGUAAGGAUAGUAUGGGUAUAUCACAUAACUUGGCUAGUAAACUCAGCUUGUCACGUUUGGGGAAACCAAGCAUGGAACACUGGAGAUUUGUCUAAGAACAACUGGUGGGUAGCAGCUCUAGCAUUUGGAGAAGGAUGGCACAACAAUCACCAUGCUUUCGAGUUCUCUGCUCGACAUGGACUUGAAUGGUGGCAAUUUGAUAUGACUUGGUACGUCGUUAGAUUCCUCCAAGCCGUUGGAUUAGCAACCGAUGUUAAGCUUCCAUCAGAAGCUCAGAAAGAAAGAAUGGCACUUACAACCAGUGAUUGAUGAUAGUACGUAGUAACUAUGUGGUCACCACCGGAAUCAAAACUGUUGUACGUCUCGAGCUAUGAAAACUAAAAGAGUUUUUGUUUUUUUUGGUGUCUUUACAUAUAAACGUAUAUAUAUGUUCUAUGCAAGAGGUGUAUGUGACAAACUGAUUAUGAAUUCUAAGUUUAUCUUGUUA